Laetiporus sulphureus 93-53 is the source of this 2000-nucleotide messenger RNA. RefSeq lists its product as uncharacterized. Lineage: Eukaryota; Fungi; Basidiomycota; Agaricomycetes; Polyporales; Laetiporaceae. Bases 116 to 1954 code for a protein of 612 amino acids. Gene Ontology annotation, molecular function: ubiquitin binding. The transcript has 5 exons. The record is from RefSeq and is a predicted model, not a curated record. Gene Ontology annotation, cellular component: endoplasmic reticulum.
UCAAGCCUAAAGCCACCAUCUGCCACAACUCUCUCACUCUGCUAGAGGCUCAACGCACCGCUCCUUUGACCUUUAUUUCUGUCUUUGAAUGUAUUCUUUGGUCGAAUCUCCAUAAAUGGACAUCGACACGCUCUCCGCAUCUCAGAGGGAGGCUCUGAGCCAGCUGCAGGCUCUCAUGAAUGGCGGCGACCCUGACGUAGCGAUGAAUGUCUUGGACAGCGUGGAUUGGGACGUUCAGCGUGCUGCCAACGUCAUCUUCGAAAUGAACUCCCCAACCGAAGCUCCUACUCACACCACUGCCCAAAUGGAGACCUUCGAGGUGGACGACUCUUCGCAGAGUCUGUUGAGACCUGCACGUAACGGUCGAGAAUUCAGGCAGGUGCCUCCCUCGUCGUACAGCUUGAUCUUACGUCCACUUGGCACGAUCCUCACCGUCCUCGCGAUACCUCUUCGCUUGUUCACGUCCGUUCUUCGCUUCAUCCUUCGGCUCCUGCGCAUUCCAUUCCCGCAAUUCGCACCCUUCACGUGGUCGAGCCUGUCCUUUCGGCCAUUAGGCUCAAGCACAGGGCACGACGCGAGAGCUAUGGAUCCGAAGACCGUCGCGGAGCGGUGGGUUCGUGCGCUGGAAGAGGAAACUGGCGCGGUGUGUGUAAGUCGCAGUGGUGUCCGUGGAAGUGGGCAUGUUUCUGCGAACGGGAAUGGCAUCUCGUCUGGCGCUGACGUCGCUGGUCCGUCGGCACUCGCUUCGAGGUCUGCUGCGCAUAGCUAUGACGGUGAAGUGGAUGCCGAGAGGAAUUUGUUACCGGAUUUCUUUUUGGGCGGUUAUGAAGAGUUUGCGCGGUGGUGCGAAAAGUCCGUCAAGCUCGGAUGCGUGAUCUUGGUGAGCGACGAGCAUGACGACGUCCCGGAAUUCAAGAGAAGCACCUUGACAGACCCAUCAUUCAUAAAGGUCAUUCAGGAUAACGACAUCAUUGUCUGGGGUGGGGAUAUCAGGGACAAGGAAGCAUGGAGUGCGUCCCACAAACUGCAAGCAACCACAUACCCCUUCGUCGCCUUCAUCGCUCUUCAGCCUCGCCGAAUCGCUGGCUCUGGCGCGUCUUCUACUCCUACUAUGACUGUCCUCUCACGGCAUCAGGGACCAUCGAUUCCUUCCACGUCUGCACCCACCGCGGCACAGACGCUCGUGACCCAUCUGAACGAGCAAGUUCUGCCCCGGGUCAAGCCCUUCCUCGAGCGCAUACGUGCACAGGCGCGAGAGCGGGAGAGAGAACGCGCAUUACGAGCCGAGCAGGACCGGGCGUUCGAAGAAAGUCGCAAACGCGAUGAGGAGCGGGUGUUGCGCCGGAUGGAGGAAGAGCGUAGGGCGGAAGAAGAGCGGCGGCUGUAUGCGGAGGCGGAAGAGAGGGCGCGCGAGGAAGCGAUGCACGCGGAGGAGAAGCGAAAGGCGUGGGAGGAGCAUCGGAUGGCGUGGCGCAGGUACGGCGGGCGCGCGCUCGUGCUGCGCGAGCCGCGGCCGGGGGAAACGGGCAGGGGAAAGACAAUGCGCGUAGGCUUGCGGAUGCCCGACGGGCGGCGGGCAGUACGGUUCUUCGGCGACGCGGAUACGAUGACGUCGCUCUACGCGCAUGCGGACUCUUUGUUCAUACCGGCGGAGCUCAGCGAAGUGGGCGACCCGCAGGUCCCUUUGAGCGGCGCGGCGCCUGGGGAAGAAGGACUCGUUGAGGAGAUAAGACAAUCGGGGCGCACGCCGGAGCAGUGGUGGGGGUUCAAGCUCGUGCUGGCAUACCCAAGGAAGGAGAUCGAGUGGCAGCCGGCAAAGAGGCUCGGUGAUGUGGACAUGCUGAAGACAGGGGGGCAGUUGGUUGUGGAGUUGGUUAGCCAUCCGGAGAGUGAGAAGGCGAAGAGCAAGCAGGCGGCGGCAGUGGACGAGGAGGGCUAUGAGAGCGAGGAGUGAAUGUUACAUGCUGCAUGGUUUUCUGCGUUCUGUCAUCUGCUGGUUG